AUGGGCAACACCAUCUCGGCGCGCAAACCCAAACGCUCCAAGAUGGCGAAGCUGCUGGAGGAGACCAGGCUCGAUGAUAUCAGGUCGCAACAGAACAUCACGACGCUGAAGGACAACGCCACAGUGGAGCAAGCCCUGAAGAUGCUCGCGUCCAAGCGCGUGCUGUCCGCGCCCGUCAAGCUGUCCAGCCCGCCGCCGGACGCGGAGCAGGGCAGCGGGUCCACCAUCUUUGGGUUUGUGGACGUGAGAGACGUCGUCAGCAGCUUCUUCAACACGGAGCUGCAGGGGGUGGAUCUCAAGAGCAUGAAGAUGCUGCAGCGCAUGCGCAUACUGGAGGAGAAGGGCCAGUCGUUUGCGCUGCUGGCGCUGAAGGACUUGCCCAUUAUAGGUGGGGGAGGGUGCUGA
Messenger RNA from Monoraphidium neglectum, 405 nucleotides. RefSeq lists its product as hypothetical. Bases 1 to 405 code for a protein of 134 amino acids. The record is from RefSeq and is a predicted model, not a curated record. The transcript is spliced from 4 exons. Lineage: Eukaryota; Viridiplantae; Chlorophyta; Chlorophyceae; Sphaeropleales; Selenastraceae.